Molecule: messenger RNA, 3336 nt
Organism: Lagopus muta (rock ptarmigan)
Lineage: Eukaryota; Metazoa; Chordata; Aves; Galliformes; Phasianidae
Gene: TMEM259
Product: transmembrane protein 259
Exons: 11
Coding region: 307-2517 (736 amino acids)
Biological process (GO): positive regulation of ERAD pathway; response to endoplasmic reticulum stress
Cellular component (GO): endoplasmic reticulum
Source: RefSeq, a predicted model, not a curated record
AUUCCUCGCGGCGCUGCGUUGCGUCGGCGCUGUGUGUGCCGGAAGAUGGCGGCGGGGCGCUGAGGGGCGGCCGGGGCCCUGAGAGGAGGAAGAAGAGGAGGCACCGCCGCCUCCGGGCCGCCUCAUGGCCUCGGAGCCGCCUCGGGAGCCGCGUCCCAUCCGAGCAGCGCCGCCGCGGGGCCUCUCCGAGGGCCGCUGAGAGCCCCGCCCGGGCCUGCAGCGCUCCGUGCCCGGCUGUGGCUGCGGGGGGAGGCCGGGCCGGGGCCGAGCAGCGCGGGGUGCUGAGCGCCUCCCCAAGUCCCCGCGAUGUCCGAAGCGCAGCCCCAAGGCCAGCACCCCCCGGCCAACCACACCGGGGCCGCGGGGGGCACUAACCGGGCCGGGAGGAACGCUGCCCUCAAUCAGAACCCUCUGAUCAAUGUUCGCGACCGCCUCUUCCACGCGCUUUUCUUCAAGAUGGCUGUGACCUACGCGCGGCUCUUCCCUCCUUCCUUCAGGCGGGUCUUCGAGUUCUUCGUGCUGCUCAAGGCUCUCUUUGUGCUCUUCAUCCUGGCAUACAUUCACAUCGCCUUCUCCCGCUCGCCCAUAAACUGUUUGGAGCACGUGAGGGACAAAUGGCCGCGUGAUGGCAUCCUGAGGGUGGAAAUCCAGCGCAACUCCAGCCGGGCCCCCAUCUUCCUUCAGUUCUGUGGCGCUGAGAAGUGUCCAGGAAUGGUCGUUGAGGCCACGGCUGAGGAAGAGGAGGAGGAAGAAGAGGAAAUGACUGUGGAUAUGUUUGAAAACAGCUCUAUCAAGUUUGAGCUGGAUAUAGAGCCCAAGGUGUUCCUCAAGCCGUCCCGGAUGAGCAGCAGUGAGGUGCUGGCCCACAACGAAAGCCAGGAGUUCUCAUUUAGUGAAGCAGCCACUAAAGGUAUGCAGCCUCUGCGGGAGACUGUGUCCGAGUUUGAGAUGCUAACCAGAGCAGUGUGGCCACAGGAGGAGUACAUUGUGGAGUAUUCCUUGGAGUACGGCUUCCUGCGCCUGUCCCAGAGCACGCGGCAGCGCCUCAGCAUCCCUGUGAUGGUGGUGACUUUGGAUCCUACCAGGGAUCAGUGCUUUGGGGACAGGUUCAGUCGUCUGUUGCUGGAUGAGUUCCUGGGUUAUGAUGACAUCCUGAUGUCGAGUGUCAAAGCCUUAGCUGAAAACGAAGAGAACAAAGGUUUCCUUCGCAACGUGGUGUCUGGGGAGCACUAUCGCUUUGUCAGCAUGUGGAUGGCUAGAACUUCCUACCUGGCAGCCUUUGUCAUCAUGGUCAUAUUUACUCUGUCCGUUUCCAUGCUCUUACGCUACUCGCACCAUCAGAUCUUUGUCUUCAUUGUUGACCUGUUACAGAUGCUGGAAAUGAACAUGACGAUUGCAUUCCCUGCAGCUCCCCUGCUCACUGUCAUUCUGGCUCUAGUAGGCAUGGAGGCCAUCAUGUCAGAGUUCUUCAAUGACACCACGACUGCAUUUUACAUCAUCCUCAUUGUGUGGCUGGCUGACCAGUAUGAUGCCAUCUGUUGCCACACCAAUACCAGUAAGAGGCAUUGGCUCAGGUUCUUUUAUCUGUACCACUUUGCCUUCUAUGCCUACCACUAUCGGUUCAACGGGCAGUACAGCAGCCUGGCCCUGGUCACCUCGUGGCUGUUCAUCCAGCAUUCAAUGAUUUACUUCUUCCACCACUACGAGCUGCCAGCCAUUCUCCGGCAGAUCAGAAUCCAGGAGAUGCUGCUGCAGAACCAGCAGGUGGGUCAGGGCACUCAAACAACUCUCCAAGACAACCUCAACAACAACACUACCCCAGCUGGGGCGGAGAUGGGGGGUCACCAGCCCCACCUGCCUGCUGGCCCCUCUGGAGAGAGCAGCAGCCCAGCAGCUCUGGCCCCCAGCGAGGCCUCCAGCGUCGUCACCGCGGCCGCAGCCUCUUCUGUUGGGAGCGACCUGAAUUGGGUUGCUGAGACAGCAGCCAUCGUUACAGAGGCUUCAUUUCUUUCUGACCUGAGCUCUUCUCUCCUGGAGCCGAAUGUGGUGCACGAAGCCGUGGCUGCUGGGAGCCCUCAGGAUGCUGCUGCUGCCUCCGGUUUGGUCGCACGCAUCAGGGUGAGCAGCGACCACCCGGACGCUGCCGUGGGCUCCAUCACCAUCGAGGUCACUUCAGCCUCUGUGGUCGCUGCUGCGGAUGGUUCCCCUGCCACAGAGGCAGUUCCUGCCCCCGUCCCUGUGCAGGAGGAUGGGAGCUCCAACCCCAGCCCUUCCCCUGCCGAGCAGACUGAGGCUGCGGAGAGCUCGGACAGCCAAGCCAAACCCAGUGGCAAGAACUGCAUUGCAAAUGGCAGCGUGGCAGAGUCCCCUCCGGCCUUUGUGGAGAAAACUGAUCAGGACAAACUCUUGGGCUGUGCUCUUGGGGACCGGGGGGAGAACGGCCCUUGCCCAGCCCCAGCAGGUAGUACAGCUGGCUCCAGGCCUUGCUCGGAGCCAGACUUGAGGAGCCUGUCUUGAGUCCUUGUUUCUGUCACACCGGACUGCCAGGAAGGCGUUUGGAUUUCGUUUGUUACUAUUUCUCACUUCACCAUCAUCCUUAACCCAUGAAUUCCUCUUAACGGAGGCAGAGCAGCUGGGACAGAGAAAAGAUGCUGCAGUGAACUCCCCAGAGAGAUGCACACGUGUGCAUUGCUCAGUGCCAGAUUCUCCCUGCAAGGAGGAGGGAGCAAGGGCACACGAUGGCUCCCUCUGCCUGCAAGGCACCUGGGGAGCCCUGUGCCACUGCAGAGCUGUGGGUGAGCAGGCUGGCCGUGUUCUCAGUGCGCUGUCACAGCUCUUCUUUGCCCCCCUGAGGUUGUGUUGGCAGUCUGGGUGUUGCUUGCAAACAUGAGCUGAUUUGUGACAAACCACGUGUGUGCACGGCGACUCUGGUUAGAAUAGCAGCUGUGUGUGAGCAGGGAGAGCAACCAAGGAGAAACGAGUCACCUCCCUUUUUCUAGGGGAAAAGAAGCUCAGUGCCUCCCUUCAACACUGGAGCUGCUCACACCAGAGCAAAGCUGGGUAAUAACCAAAGCAGAAACUGCAUUUUAGCCCCAUUUCUUUUCUUUCUUUGGUUUUUUUUUUUUUCUCCUGACAUUAAACUGUCUUUAGUCAGUGGGUUUAUAGGGGGAAAAGUGUCCAGGUCCAGCUUAGAGCAUCCACCCAAGGAAGGACGCAUUUGUCUGUGGUUGGAAGCAGUAAAGGCUUUAUCCAGCCCUGGAGGAAUGCUGUCCCCUUUGCUGCUGGUGACUCUGCAGGACCCUGGUGAGUUUGGCCUCUCUUCAAUGUGUCAAGUGA